UGCUUGUGUGCAAACGGGGAGGCUGGGACAGGGAGCUGUCCGGACAGCGAGCUUAGCUCAGCAUUUCAGGCCACUUCGCCAUUGUCUGGGGAUCAGCUUCUCCAGAGCUCGGUGUUACAGCUGGGAGCUGGUAUCUGACCCAGGGUUGACUCUGCAGUCCGAUGAGGGUGGUGGUGCUACUGGAGUCCCUCAGCAGGGGUCAGUCAGAAAAUGACUGAGUAUAAGCUGGUGGUGGUUGGAGCAGGUGGCGUUGGGAAGAGCGCUUUGACAAUACAGCUCAUUCAGAACCAUUUUGUUGAUGAAUAUGACCCCACAAUAGAGGAUUCCUAUAGAAAACAGGUAGUCAUUGAUGGAGAAACCUGUUUGUUAGACAUCUUGGACACGGCAGGACAAGAGGAGUACAGCGCCAUGCGAGACCAGUACAUGAGGACAGGGGAGGGCUUCCUGUGCGUCUUUGCCAUUAACAAUACUAAGUCCUUUGAAGAUAUUCACCAGUAUAGAGAGCAGAUCAAGAGAGUGAAGGACUCAGACGAUGUCCCCAUGGUGCUGGUGGGGAACAAAUGUGACCUGCCAGCCCGGACAGUGGAGACCCGGCAAGCGCAGGAUUUGGCCAGGAGUUACGGGAUCCCCUACAUAGAGACAUCUGCUAAAACCAGACAGCUGACCACGCCGUGACUUGGAGGGGUUUGCGCUGUGCAGAGCACGAGGAAAGAGGUGAACCGAAAGAAGAAACAAAUGGAUUCAGGGGAGGAGAUUGGGGGAAAGGGGAGAUGAGGAGGAGGACAACGACGAGGGUAGCUUGAACCCUGCUCCCCCCCCACCCUCCCCAUGGACUAUUUCGAACUUCACCAAGGCCUACAAUAAACGACUGUGUUUUCCACCCCCACCUUCCCUCCUCCUUGUGCCUCCUCCCCUCCUGGCCACUGUACAAAGCCACAGAUCGAAUCACAGUAAAUUAUUAUUUGAU
Gavialis gangeticus (Gharial) is the source of this 967-nucleotide messenger RNA. RefSeq names its product HRas proto-oncogene, GTPase (gene HRAS). The transcript is spliced from 5 exons. Gene Ontology annotation, biological process: Ras protein signal transduction. NCBI's taxonomy places the organism in Eukaryota, Metazoa, Chordata, Crocodylia, Gavialidae. Gene Ontology annotation, molecular function: GTPase activity; GDP binding; GTP binding. Bases 211 to 675 code for a protein of 154 amino acids. The record is from RefSeq and is a predicted model, not a curated record. Gene Ontology annotation, cellular component: plasma membrane.